AACGUUUUGAGACACACAGUGAGCGCAACAUGGCUGCGGCAUGAACUUCUCUUGCUAAUCUGUUUUUGAAUGCGUUUUUGCUCUUUAUUUAGUCAAUUUAUUUACGGCUGUAAAAUCUGUAUUUGAUCUACAUGCCUGGGUUGUUUGUGUAAUUUAUUAGUUUAUUUUGGAGCUAAUGUGCAAGUAGACGUAAAGAUUAUGUACUCAUGAAGUUUAUUAUUUAUCAGAUCAGUUGCAUCAUUUAAGAAACAUAUUCAUUUCUGAUCGCUUUAAGCCUCGAAAGAUGCCUGAGAUUAAAGUCACACCGUUAGGUGCUGGUCAGGAUGUCGGGCGCAGCUGCAUUCUGGUCUCUAUCGGAGGGAAAAACAUCAUGCUUGACUGUGGGAUGCACAUGGGCUACAAUGAUGAUAGACGUUUUCCGGAUUUCAGUUACAUUACCCAAAAUGGUCGACUCACCGAGUUCUUAGACUGCGUCAUCAUAAGUCAUUUCCAUCUGGAUCACUGCGGUGCUCUGCCAUACAUGAGUGAGAUGGUGGGUUACGACGGGCCCAUUUACAUGACCCACCCUACCAAAGCCAUCUGCCCCAUCCUGCUGGAGGACUUCAGAAAGAUAACGGUGGACAAAAAGGGGGAGACAAACUUUUUCACCGCACAGAUGAUCAAAGACUGCAUGAAGAAGGUUGUUCCUCUGAACCUCCAUCAAACGGUUCAGGUGGAUGAAGAGCUUGAGAUCAAAGCUUACUAUGCCGGUCACGUACUGGGAGCGGCCAUGGUCCAAAUCAAAGUUGGCUUAGAAUCUGUCGUCUACACAGGGGAUUACAACAUGACACCAGACCGACAUUUGGGAGCUGCUUGGAUUGAUAAAUGUCGACCAGAUAUUUUGAUAUCCGAGUCCACAUAUGCCACCACGAUCAGAGACUCGAAACGCUGCAGGGAGAGAGAUUUCUUAAAGAAAGUUCAUGAGACAGUGGAAAGAGGAGGGAAGGUCUUGAUUCCUGUGUUUGCUCUGGGAAGAGCUCAAGAACUCUGCAUCCUGUUGGAAACGUUCUGGGAGAGAAUGAAUCUGAAAGCCCCCAUAUAUUUCUCCACGGGUCUGACUGAGAAAGCCAACAACUACUACAAGCUUUUCAUCACCUGGACCAAUCAGAAGAUUCGCAAGACCUUUGUACAGCGAAACAUGUUUGAGUUCAAGCACAUCAAAGCUUUUGAUCGGUCCUAUGCAGAUAACCCUGGACCAAUGGUUGUGUUUGCCACUCCUGGAAUGUUGCAUGCUGGGCAGUCCUUACAUAUAUUUAAGAAAUGGGCUGGCAAUGAAAAGAACAUGGUCAUCAUGCCAGGUUAUUGUGUGCAAGGUACUGUGGGACACAAAAUCCUGAAUGGGCAGAAGAAACUGGAGAUGGAGGGAAGAUCAACGCUGGAUGUGAAGCUGCAGGUGGAAUAUAUGUCAUUCAGCGCUCACGCAGACGCUAAAGGCAUCAUGCAGCUAAUCCGCAUGGCCGAGCCGCGUAACAUGUUGCUGGUGCACGGAGAGGCCAAGAAAAUGGAGUUCCUCAAGGACAAGAUCGAACAGGAAUUCAAUAUCAGUUGCUUUAUGCCAGCCAAUGGAGAGACGACGACCGUUGUGACAAACCCCAACUUACCAGUGGACAUAUCGCUCAACCUGCUCAAGAGAGAAAUGGCUCUUGGAGGUCCAUUGCCGGAUUCUAAAAGGCCUCGCACCAUGCACGGCACAUUAAUUAUGAAAGACAAUAGUCUGCGGCUGGUUUCUCCAGAACAGGCUCUCAAAGAGCUCGGCCUCAGUGAACAUCAACUGCGCUUUACCUGCCGCGUCCAACUGCACGACUCCCACAGCGACAGCGACACGCUCGUGCGCAUUUACACAUAUCUCAAGAGUGCAUUGAAAAAUUAUGGCGUCCAGCACCUGCCUGACGGUACUGUUAUAGUGGAGUCCAUUGUUAUUAAAGUGACCUCAUCGCCUGAGGAGCCAAACCUCAAAGUCAUCCUGCUCUCCUGGAGUUAUCAGGAUGAAGAAUUGGGCAGUUUUUUGUCAACACUGUUGAAGAAGGGUUUGCCUUCAUGACUUUAAUAAAUAUGCACUGCUGUUUGACCAUUGUUUAAAAAAAUAUUAAAGAGUUUUUUUAGGAAAAAGGAA
This is a messenger RNA of Triplophysa dalaica, 2152 nucleotides long. It is a transcript of the gene ints11, whose product is annotated as integrator complex subunit 11. Gene Ontology annotation, biological process: snRNA processing. Gene Ontology annotation, cellular component: nucleus. The record is from RefSeq and is a predicted model, not a curated record. Lineage: Eukaryota; Metazoa; Chordata; Actinopteri; Cypriniformes; Nemacheilidae. The transcript is spliced from 17 exons. Bases 284 to 2080 code for a protein of 598 amino acids.